AUGGCGCCUGUGUAUUUGGCUUGCCGUCUGCAGUUCUCAUGUUUUCUUCUCUUUCUGUCUGAUGUGUCGUUUACCUGCUGUAUGCGGCUGGUGUACGCCCAUCAAGCUCUCCUAGACAUCCGCAUCUCCGUUGGGGUUUCAUUAGCGAACUUUCACAGCGUGGACGUGGAAUGCCCAUUUCACAAACCGUACAAGCCUCCCCGAACCAUCUUCCUGCACAAUAUCUGCCGGUGGCCGCUAAACGCUAAACGAGGUAGCCGCGGAGGUUACAUGAUGAAACUGAGGGCUUAUUUACAAGCUGACAUUUCGUUUGGACACAGAUCUCUAGCAUGGCACCCGCGGGACGCGGUUUACCGAUGUCUUCGUCCUGUUCUCCCUCUACAUCUGAGUCAUGCCACUCAGGUUGAUCUCCGCAGUGUUGGCCGACGUGCCCGGCAGAACAGAGUAAAUCACGGAAAUCUGCGCUCAUUGAGAAAAGCGCCCUCAUCUCACGUGUCUAUUCCUCCACCUAAGUUGGCGCUAAUAAACGCCCGCUCCGUGGUGUGUGAUUGGUGUAAACACAUGCGUCACACUAAAGAAUACCUGGACUUUGGUUCGGGCGAGGAGCGUCUGCAGUUCUGCAGCAACAAAUGCCUGAACCAGUACAAGAUGGAUGUGUUUUACCGGGAAGCUCGUGCCGCCCUCUCCAGCUCUGGCUCCACCCACAAAGAUGAAGAGGACCGCCCCAAAACGGCUGUGGCGGAAAACCAGAAACUCCUGACCCCGGAGGCCUGGGACAGACCAGAGAAAACCCUCUCGCCCCGAAGCCCUCCGCAACAAACACCCGUCUCCGCACCGCAGCCGAGGAUUCAGACCAGAGUAUCGCCCUCUUCUCCAGCUCGUCCGUCUCAUGUUACUCCAGAACAGCCACGCCCACCUCAGAUGCCCCUCCCCUUUGUGCGCCCACCCCUCCAGGGCCUGCGAAGCCCCGCCUCUCACCCGCCCCGUCCCCUCAGCCCUAUCCAGAGGGCUUCCUUUGCCCCGCCUCCUCUCCUCCAGCCCUUCCCCGCCCCUUACAUGCCCUUCCACCCGGCGUACCCGCCCCCUUUACCCCCGCCCUGGCCGCAGCCCAUGAUGUUAUCACCCUAUCCAGUUUUUGUGCCAAUCCCGGUGCCGAUUCCCAUUCCCAUCCCUGUUUUCCCUCAAACGGGCCACACAGGAGUCAUCCGAAAGCUUCAGGAGCAGGAGGAGGAGCGUACGCCCGAUCCGGGUCACUCGGAGGAGCCCAACAGCACAGUAAAGACGGAGCGAUGCGCUUCUCCUCUCACGUCGGAGCGACAGGUGAUUCAGUGUCUACACAAACACCCAGUGAAAGACGAAACUCACACGCGUGAAUCUCCAACGCACAAAGCACUUUACACGUCUGUCGUCAUGCCGACGGCUUCCAGAAUAGUCACUCCUGCCUCUUUGUACUCAUUGGCUCGUUCGACCGCCAUACAAGCCGCCUCGUUCUCACUUGACAGCUCCUCUCCGUCUCCUCUCUCCGACGGUGAAGAUGUGAAGAACAGCUGUUUGGGUGGACGGGACGACGGCUCGACCAAUCACUGGUCAGAAGAGCAGAUGGACUGCCUGAUCGACCAAUCAAAAGAGAGCCAGAAGGAGGAGGAAGCGCCGCAGGAUGUAGAGCACACCUACGCACGGUCCAUACCGCCCAAACUACGCGAGAAAAACACACAAACACAUUUACACACUCAGACACAAACCCGGGAGAAAAACACAGAUCUGGGAUCUGAGGCGAGUGGAAGAGACGAUCCAGAACCAGCCGUGAAGAGACGGUGCUUGAGAAUCAGAGACCAGAUCAAAUGAGGACCGCGGUGUAAAUGCAGAGAUGAAACGAUGGAGACGAGUGUUUCUUUGAGUGAUGCGUUGUGUAAACGUACAGAGGAAGCGUCCAGCAGCAGCAGCCGCCCCAGAGCAUCAUGGGAGUCACACAUCGAGCGCAUGUGAUCCAAUUAGACCACAUAUAUAUAUAUAUGUGUGUGUGUGUGUGUGUGUGUGUGUGUGUGUGUGUUUUCCUGCCAAGCUCCUACAAAGCCAGGCAUUGUUCCUCACUGCCAGUGUGUGUGUGUGUGUGUGUGUGUGUUGAGCUGUGGUUUAGGAUUACCUGACACACAUUGGCGCAUUGGCUACAGGGCAUUUUUAGACUUCGCCAAAAGAGUGCCAAGAGGACAAAUACACACACACACACACACACAUGCACAAGCACACACACACACACACACACACACACAAGCACACACACAUCAGAUGUGGCUCUCUGAUUGAUGGAAUUUCCUGCAAUGCAUCAUGGGUGAUGUAGUUUUUCACCACAAAUGUAACAUUAUUAUUUUAGAAACAAGUGAACUUUUGAUUUAAACAACAGCAAGUAUCAUCAGAUAGCAAAUUCUGAGCUCACAGCAGAUCAGUUUUUAAUGGUUUAUAAAUGAUCAAAUUCAGUUUCCCUGUGGAGAAAGUGAUUGGAGUUUUUGCAUAUAUUCCUGACUUGAUGCUUAAAAAAUAGUGUCAAAAAAGAUUGCCAUGCUAAAUGUUUCAAAUUUACAUAUGGUACUAUUUUAAAUGCAUGUUAAAUGAUAUUCUAAUGUUGUUAAAAGAAUACGAUGGUUCCUUUAGUGAGUGAGUUUGAUGAGUGACGUCACUUAGUGACGCAGUAAAACGCGAUCGGUUUUCGUGAAGAAUUGUAGUUAUAUAUUUUGUCAUUAGCCAUUUGAGAUACAUUUCGGAUUUCCCCCCAAGCCAUUUGCAGAUGUCUCAUCUGUAAAUAUAAACAUUAAUAAUAAUAAAAACAAUAUAGGAGAGCUUAAACUCGAUUACUAAAGUAUAAGUGUGUCCUGUUGCCAUAAAGAACACAAAAGCAGUGAUUUAUGAGAGGAAUAUCACGUGUGUGUCAGUAUUAUUCACGACCAAAGCCAUCGCAGGGUUUCCAUGACUGUCCAGCAGAGGACGCUGUUGACUUUAAAACAGAUAUUAACGUUUAUUAAUAUGAUGAACUGAUGUCAGAUCCUCUGACUGCACAAUAUUUCACACCAGUGCCAAGCGAUUCGUCUAUCAAUGCAUUUCACCGAAGGCCAAUAUCAAAAAACAAUUUUCAAGGGUAGUAUAGUUUAAUAAUAGUUUAAUUAUUGUAAUAUUUGUUUGCCUUGUUGCACCCACUGUGAUUUUUAUUCCAAAUGUCUUCAUGGAAGUGUAUACUAGCUGUACAUUAAUUUAAAUAUGAUAAUUGCUUAUCAAUAUGUGGUGCAACCACUCAUAAUGCCGUUUUAUGUCAUUUUAUGAAAAAAGAUUAUGCCAAUGACUAGAUUUGUUGAUAAUAAAAUCAUUAAAUGUUCAA
Molecule: messenger RNA, 3367 nt
Organism: Carassius gibelio (silver crucian carp)
Lineage: Eukaryota; Metazoa; Chordata; Actinopteri; Cypriniformes; Cyprinidae
Product: sine oculis-binding protein homolog B-like
Exons: 3
Coding region: 1-1845 (614 amino acids)
Biological process (GO): animal organ development
Cellular component (GO): nucleus
Source: RefSeq, a predicted model, not a curated record